AUGGUUGUGGGCAGGCAUAGACUGCUCUCGCUCGCAGUACUUUCAGGUCUUGGUGUAGACGCUGUUCGUGGAGGGAUCACAUUAACCACCUGCUUUACCGUCACCGUGAGUGGUGGUUCAGCGACCAAGUCAUGCUCAGUAACGGUCACCACCAACAGCUGGGGAUACGGCCCUCAGACUUCAACAACGAUCAGGUUUGCACCCACGGUCACCUACAUUACCACAGACAAAAACCCGGCGGUUGUGUACUCGCCAAUGCAGACCCCUGACUACGGCGUAACCAACGACAACACAGGGUCACCGAGGCCGACGCCUGUGAGCGUUGAUCCGGUCAACCCACCAGUGUACAACACGUUCCACAGUGACAAUAGCCCGGGCGAAGUAAUCAAAACCGUACCCAAGCCAGUUACCGUCAUCGUGAAGCCUUCCGAGGUGGUGAUUGGCACUUCCACGAUCGCCGACAAGCCGGCAACAAAGACACAGACCGUCGUGGUGGGCGGUGAAACCUUCACGGUCGGGCCAACCCAGAUAGUAGGAGGUGGUGCCACCGUAACCAGGCCGUCUACAACCAAAGGAGGAGCGGGAGCAGGAGCGGGAGCAGGAGGAAUCAUUUACGCCCCCGUGCCGACAAGCACCAAGCUCAACGACCUGUCCAUCAUCGUGAGCUCCUCCGUAGCCGUAAUCGGCACAGGCAGCUCCACCUUCACUCUCCCACCAAAACCUACCACGGUCGUCGUCGACGACCAUACCGUCAGCCUCGGGCCCAGCGGAAUAGCCAUCAUCGACCCCAAAGGCAACCCCAUCAUCACAACCGUCACCCUCCCACCACCCCGCGAGCAAACCAUCACCGUCGGCCCCGGCCCCAACAACGAACCCAAAACCACCACCGUAGACGGCGUCCCCAUCACCAUCAUCAGCUCCUCCGUAGCCAUCAUCGGCGUCGGCACCAGCAGCUCUACAAUCGUCUUUCCUCCCUCAGGCUCCUCACCCACCACCAUCACCAUCGACGACGGCAACGGCAGUGGCAACGGCAGCCACACCCUAACCGUGGGACCCUCAGGAAUCACCCUCACCGCGCCCCUGCCUCCCGACGCCAUCGCCACCGGGUUCCCAAUAACCACAACCCAUACCCUUUCCAUGCCCCUUCCUUCACUGAUAACCUCCUCUGGUCAACCACCGCCACCAACGCCCUCAACACCAGCAACAGAAGUCGUCAUAGCAGGCGGCCAACUAAUAACAGCCAUCGGCCGCUCUGUGGUAGUCAUCCACGGCACCACAAUCACCUACACCACUCUCUCCUCCCCCUUCACCACCGUCAUUGACGGCCAAGACACUAUAGUUUUGGAUCCCUCCACUGGCGUGUUAAUAACGCACCACCUCCCUGCCACAACCGCAGGAACCGGUGCAGGAGGACCAGUGGCAGUAACAACUCUAGGCGGCCCCAACGCCGAUCCAUCAGCUACCGAAUUCGCAGUCGUCGGCGGCGCGACGAUAACGAAAGUGGGCGCGUCUGUGGUGGUGGUCGAGGGGGUUACGUAUACCGUUGGUCCAUCCGCGACAAUUACUGCAGGGACAAUAACGACGGUGCUGAGCGGGAGUGGACAGACGGUCACUAUUGGGCCGGAGGGCGUGGUGGUGGGGACUGUGACUAUUGAGUAUCCUGUUAAUGGUGACGGAGGGGGGAGUACGACGGUUAUUUUCCCUGGUGCUGGUGGAGGGCCGGCGGCUGUGGAGACGGCGUCGGCGACGGCUGCUGGUGGUGGUGGUGGUGUUGCUGGUGGAGGGGGCGAGGGGUCAGCGAAGGAUGGGGAUGGGAAUGGGGAUGAUGAUGAGGAUGCUGGUGUUUCGGUUCAAGUGAUGUGGAGGGCUAUGAUGUUGGGGUUGGGAGUGGCUGGGGCGGUUGGGGUGUUUGGGUUGUAG
Messenger RNA from Sordaria macrospora k-hell, 1920 nucleotides. NCBI's taxonomy places the organism in Eukaryota, Fungi, Ascomycota, Sordariomycetes, Sordariales, Sordariaceae. The record is from RefSeq and is a predicted model, not a curated record.